AGUUAAAAAUAGGUGUCACGGGAGAUGUGUUGUCAGAUACAGCUUGCAUUUGUUGAAUGUAGUUCUGUUCUCGAACUGAAAGCGAUUAACACACUAAGAAAUUAGAAUUUGAAAACACAAUGUUCUUCGCUCGUGGAUUUGUCGACCAUUCAGAUAGCUUUUCCAGUUUUGAUUCCGAUGUGAAUGAUUUUUAUGUUAGUUUUGAAGAAGUAGUUUACAAGACUGCACUCUCAGGUGGUGUUAUAGAUAAAUUUAAAAUCAACUUUAGAAGCAACAAUGGCUACACAGCGUUAAUGCUGGCAGUAGAACGUGAGAACAUCCAAGUUCUGAGAGCUCUACUUGAAGCUGGCGCUGAUGUGAAUGUCAGCAGAUCUUCGUAUGGCAGCUACACAGCUUUGUCUCUUGCUGUUGACAAGGGGCACACAACUGCUGUACGAGAACUGCUUCAACAUGGCGCUUUCCUUUCUUGUGAGAAGGGCAUUGAGGCUUUAGAUAUGGCCAGAGAAAAUAAUUUUUUGGAUGCUGUUGUCAAGGGAGAGGAACUUCUUAUAAGCCAAAAUAUGUACCAUACCACAGAAGAUAAGACAGCUGUGUCUGUUUCUUUUCAACAAAAUCGUCUUGAUUUAGUAAAGGCUUUGAUUAAAGCAGGAAGUUACAUUUCACUAAUGCAUAAAUCGACGUACACAAAAAGGCUCAACAAUAAAUAUUUAUUGGAAUAUUUCUUAGAGGAAGGGAUUGAUGUUAACAUGGUUUUCCAAGAAGAUGAAACUAUGUUAACGAAAGCUGUGACUUACAAAAGUAUUGAAUGUGUCGAUAUUCUCAUUAAAGCAAAAUCUAAUAAAACUUUUGCAAGAAAAAACCAAUGGACGAUACUGCAUAUUGCGGCGUAUGGCCAAAGAAGUAAUAUUAAUUUUGUCACAAAAGAUACGCAGCUACCCGAUAAUAAAGAACUAGUGAAAAUGCUGAUAGAAGCUGGGGCGGUUGUCAAUGCUGAAACAAGCGAUGGUCAAACACCUCUACAUUUUGCUUCCAGAUUUGGGGACAUCGAAUCAAUGAAAUAUCUGAUAGAAGCAGGCGGGUUAGUGAAUGCCUUGGACAAGUGCGGCCAUUCUAUUCUACAUGAAGCGAUUGAAGACAAAAAUAUUGAAAAGCUGGCCUAUCUUGUUAAAGCUGGUGCAAAUGUUAAUGUACCAAACAAAUCUGGAGUCUUGCCGAUUGUGAGCAUUUUAGAGUUUGGGAGUGUUGAGCUACUGAAACAAUUUAUAGUACAAGGAGCAGAUGUUAACGUCUGCGACACUAAAAACAAUUCUUGCUUAGUACUAGCGAUAAGAAAAAGAAACAUAGAAGUUGCCAAAUGGCUGGUACAGAAAGGAGCCAAUGUUAACGUUACUACUGAAAACCAUGUUCCACUUCUGCUGUUGGCAACAGAGUCAGGUGAUGCCGAACUUGUCAAGAACAUUCUUCAGUGUGGAGCUGAUGUGACAAAAACAGACCAAGUUGGAAACACAUGCCUUCAUAUUGCCGUAAUUGCGGGAGGAUUUCAAGAAAACGUACAAGUUUUGUCCGAAGGCCGUGUUAAUGGCUGUUUAGAGAUAAUUGAUAUUUUAAUUAAAGCAGGAUCAGACAUCAACCAGACGAAUGAAAAAUUAGAAUCUCCUUUACACGUCGCCAUCAAAGGAAAAGACUAUAAUUCUGUAAAGAAUUUGGUUCAUUAUAACCCUGUCGUAAGGGUGCUUGAUCAAAACAAAACAACACAAUUUAAUUUAGACAACAAGACAGCAUGUACAAAAAUGAUACACUUGCUUAUAAAUCAAGGAGCAGCAUUGAAUAUUGCAGAUGAGCACGGUAAAACACCCUUACAUUACUGUGUAGAAAAAAUGGAUCUAGACUAUGUGAACAUUCUAAUAGAAGCUGGAGCAGAUGUAAAUAUAACUGAUGAAAAACAAGAAACAGCAUUAAUUUGUGCUGCCAAAAUACUAUUACAAAUACGUUCAAUGGAUAAAGAAAUGAUCGAAGAGGUAAUGAAAAUUUUCCUGACACUAAUUACCGCUGAAGCGCGCGUCAAUGUUUCUGACGUAGCAGGCAACACGGCUCUUCAUUAUGCUGUUCAAAGUAAAAACGUUGACAUGGUACAACGUUUAAUCGAUGCUGGUGCUGAUGUCACAGUGUCAAACAACAGAGGCGAGACUGUACUACACGUUGCAGCGAAAUACCGUUGCAUUAAGAUAACUGACAUUUUGUUGAAUGUGGAGAAGUCUUUUGAAAUAAUUAACGCUAAAGAUUUAUAUACAGAAAAGCCGCCAUUGAAACUAAGGAAUUUUUAUCAUUUUCAAAGCUUUAAAAAGAAACCAACCACGCCAUUAGAGAUUGCUCUGUAUGAACGCAAUACUCAAGAUUACGGUGAAAUAGUUAGACGAUCUCAGCAAAAUCGUGAAAGUUGUGCUCCUGGUGAAACUGCUCUAAUGGUAGCACUAAGAAAUUAUAACGACGAUGUAGCUUGCAAAUUGCUGAGCUAUAAUGCUGAUGUUAAUAUAAAAAACGAAAAAGGUUAUACCGCAUUGCAUAUGGCGGUGCUUGGGUUGAGCCGAAAAGCGCUGCCACUCAUAUUGCAACAAGGAUGUAGUGUGAACGUGCAAGCUGAAAACGGUGACACGCCCUUAAUGUUAGCUGACGAUAAAAGCAUUGUUAAGUUGUUGUGUGACACGGGAGCGGAUGUAAAUCUGAGAAAUUGUGAAGGAAAAUCGGCGCUUCACUACGCAAUUUUCUACGGGAAAAUCAAUCUAGUUCGGCUGUUGGUUGAAGCUGGUGCUGAAAUAAACUCGAACGUCCCGGAACCUUUGCCACAUUUAAUUCUAGCCGUCUGCUUCAAUGAUCAAGACAUGGUUGAGUUUCUUCUCACCGCCGGGGCUGAUGUCAACGCGGUUUCGAGUUGUGGCACCCCUCCAUUAAUCGCAGCUGCCGAAAACAUUGAUAGUACUUUGUACCCAGAAGAACACACACAUUUUACAAUGUUUGAUAUUCUAUUAAGGGGCGGCGCCGACAUCAACAUAACAGAUAAGAACGGGCUGACUGCUUUAAUGUACAUAACUAAACGACAGUGCCUUAACAAAUACCUGGAUUGUUUUCUUAGAUUUGGGGUCAACCUAGAUAUUAAAGACAGAGAAAAGAGAUCGGCUCUUACCUACUGUCUUAUGAUUCAAGACAAAGGAAUUCGAAUUGCUCAAGCAGAAAUGUUACUAAAACGUGGUGCGAAUCCAAUUAUCGACGAGGAAUACCGUCGUCUAUUAAUAGAUUCAAAUACAACAGACGUUUGCAGUCUAUUCCAUACAAUUAAUUUCGGAGCUCUCCUCACAUUCGGCAAGCUAGAAUAUCUACGAAUGUUAGUAUGCAACGGUGUUAUGUUAGAAACAUUCACAUUAAUUGAGCACCCUGAAGGAAAGUUGAUCUUACCCAAUUUGAUGAUAUCACUUCAGCAAGGCAGAACUGAUGUGACUAAAUACAUGAUUGCAACUGGUUACUUGAAUCUACAUCAAAUUCAUCUUUACUUAAAUUGUACUAGUUCCUCUGCUAGUGAACACCGUUCACUGUCAUCCACGGAAACAGAUUUCUUAAAAGACGCCACGUCUGAACCCUGGCCCCUGGUUAAACUAGCCUUCUUAACGGUUUCAACCAUGCUGGGAGAAAGUCCGAAGAGAGAGGAGAGACUCUCGCACAUACAUUUACCACCUAAACUUAAGCAACUCUUGAUGUUCCAAAAUCCAUUUUCUCGACUUCCGGUCAGCGAAUGGUCGAAGAUACCACUGUGCUUUGAUCCAGUUGUUUAUGAAACCUUGCCGAGACCGAGACCGUUGCUUUAUUACUGGCCAUGUGGUCAAGAUCUUUAA
Physella acuta is the source of this 3884-nucleotide messenger RNA. RefSeq names its product putative ankyrin repeat protein RF_0381. Gene Ontology annotation, molecular function: protein binding. The record is from RefSeq and is a predicted model, not a curated record. NCBI's taxonomy places the organism in Eukaryota, Metazoa, Mollusca, Gastropoda, Physidae.